Messenger RNA from Letharia columbiana, 1182 nucleotides. RefSeq lists its product as uncharacterized. The record is from RefSeq and is a predicted model, not a curated record. NCBI's taxonomy places the organism in Eukaryota, Fungi, Ascomycota, Lecanoromycetes, Lecanorales, Parmeliaceae. The transcript has a single exon. The coding region runs from base 1 to 1182 and encodes 393 amino acids.
AUGAGCUCUCGCGUUCACUCUAAAAUCUCGCUAAACCUUCCUACGCGGCUCCCGAUUGGCCGUAACUCCGGCGCUAGGUGCUUCAGUAGUCGCCAAGCCUUUUGUUGUCAGCCGAGAGCGGCUCACCAGAUUCCUACAACUCAUCAUAUUUCGAGUGAAGGAGGAUUUCUUACUCAGACAGUCAUUCACCGUUCUGUGAUAUUGAUCGCAAGCUUCACUACAACAGAGUGUCUCAACGCAAUAUUCCAGCCAAAACCUACAACGAUUCUUGUCAACCCCCACUAUUCCCGACCACCACCCGUCUAUCCAAGUUCCUUGCCUCGAAAUUACAAAAGGCUAGAGACCACAGAAACUGCUAUGGACUCCAUGAGAACCCUGAACACUUCUCUGCCUCGUUCCCCGCGAAGAAAAAGGGCCAACCAACCACCUGAACAGCUUAUCCAAUGCUUCAAGAGUGCCGCUCUCUCCGUCACAAAUCUCUACAAAACAGCCGCCGCCGAUCAGACUCGAUCCCGAGAUGCUGGAUACCAAGAUGCACUCGAUGACCUCCUGACCUUCCUCGAUCAACAGCAUCUCGGCUUAGGUGAUGGAGAAGGGUGGAAGGUUCGGCAGUGGGCUACGGAGCGCUUGGAUGGUAGUCCACCGGCACAUAUGGGCAGUGAUAGUGAUGAUGAUCGAGGCGAGACAACAAAAAGAGCUAGGAGUAGCUCACCAACCGCCCAACGCUCGACUGUACCAGAGGGUGAGCAGGCAAGACAGCCCUCACGAUCAACAUCGCCUGUGCGAGCAGCUUCUGUUCCCAUGGCUCCUCCAGCAACUUCUCAGCCACAGAACAAUUUAUUUCACGCCCCCGAGGUCUUCUCUUUUAGAUCCGCUCAUCCAUACCCUUACGACGUCGACAUGCAGGCCGCCGACACGACCAGCAACACCAUCCCUCAGCCAGAGCCUUUACCGAGUCCUGCAGUGAGAGUUGACGUGGUGUCUCGAGGAUCCCGAACACCACACCGAGGUGGCAAUCAUCAAAACCGGCAUGGUGCUAGAUCUACUGCUGGCGCAAAGUCACUAGGUUCAGUGGCAGGGUCAAAGAGGAGGAUUACGUUUGGGGAUUACUUCGAUCUGGGCAGUCUUGGGGACGGUAAAGAUGGACGUGAUGGAGGCGGGAAGCGAGGCCGCUUUACCUGA